UUCCUAGUAUUUCCAUCUUAAAAAAUUUAAGGGAACUAAUUAUUAGUGACUUGAAUGGAGGUGCUUCAGAGUUCCCACUGCUAAAAGACAUGAGAAACCUUACGUAUUUGACGUUAAGUAGCUGUAACAUAACUGGAAGCAUUCCUAAUUACCUUACAGGCAUUGGAUCAUUGAAGGCUAUAGAUCUGAGCUUUAACAACUUAAAAGGAGAGGUUCCAGAUUUUGAUCGCCUACCAAGUCUAACGAACUUGUUUCUGACUAGUAACUUUCUCAGUGGGCAAAUUCCAAAGUGGAUCCAAAGCAUAAGUGAAGAACUGUAAGUUCACUUGUAUAUUUCUUAUUAUUUAACGUCUAUAAAAUUAUCUAUGUGAUUUAAUAGUAGCAUUGUCCAUCAUAAAUGACGAUGUCCUCAAAUUUAUACAGAAAUGGAAUUUUCCCAUUUCUCUCAGGACCUCUAUUGACAUCUUUAUAUCUAGACAUA
Molecule: messenger RNA, 481 nt
Organism: Olea europaea var. sylvestris
Lineage: Eukaryota; Viridiplantae; Streptophyta; Magnoliopsida; Lamiales; Oleaceae
Product: polygalacturonase inhibitor 1-like
Exons: 5
Coding region: 90-320 (76 amino acids)
Molecular function (GO): protein binding
Source: RefSeq, a predicted model, not a curated record